This is a messenger RNA of Symphalangus syndactylus (siamang), 1325 nucleotides long. It is a transcript of the gene STEAP1, whose product is annotated as STEAP family member 1. The record is from RefSeq and is a predicted model, not a curated record. Gene Ontology annotation, cellular component: plasma membrane; endosome. NCBI's taxonomy places the organism in Eukaryota, Metazoa, Chordata, Mammalia, Primates, Hylobatidae.
GCUCUGGAGGCUCAGGCGCCGCGUGGGGCCGGCACCUCGGGGCAGCAGCGGCAGCCGAGACUCACGGUCAAGCUACGGCGAGGAGUGGGACGCUUACUAUGAAUGGAACUUGCAGAACUGGAAGUUGCUCUGGGUGGCUGAAGCCAUACUAUUUUAUAGAAUUAAUGGAAAGCAGAAAAGACAUUACAAACCAAGAAGAACUUUGGAAAAUGAAGCCUAGGAGAAAUUUAGAAGAAGAUGAUUAUUUGCAUAAGGACACGGGAGAGACUAGCACGCUAAAAAGACCUGUGCUUUUGCAUUUGCACCGAACAGCCCAUGCUGAUGAAUUUGACUGCCCUUCAGAACUUCAGCACACACAGGAACUCUUUCCACAAUGGCACUUGCCAAUUAAAAUAGCUGCUAUUAUAGCAUCUCUGACUUUUCUUUACACUCUUCUGAGGGAAGUAAUUCACCCUUUAGCAACUUCCCAUCAACAAUAUUUUUAUAAAAUUCCAAUCCUGGUCAUCAACAAAGUCUUGCCAGUGGUUUCCAUCACUCUCUUGGCAUUGGUUUACCUGCCAGGUGUGAUAGCAGCAAUUGUCCAACUUCAUAACGGAACCAAGUAUAAGAAGUUUCCACAUUGGUUGGAUAAGUGGAUGUUAACAAGAAAGCAGUUUGGGCUUCUCAGUUUCUUUUUUGCUGUACUGCAUGCAAUUUAUAGUCUGUCUUACCCAAUGAGGCGAUCCUACAGAUACAAGUUGCUAAACUGGGCAUAUCAACAGGUCCAACAAAAUAAAGAAGAUGCCUGGAUUGAGCAUGAUGUUUGGAGAAUGGAGAUUUAUGUGUCUCUGGGAAUUGUGGGACUGGCAAUACUGGCUCUGUUGGCUGUGACAUCUAUUCCAUCUGUGAGUGACUCUUUGACAUGGAGAGAAUUUCACUAUAUUCAGAUAAAGUCUCGCUCUGUUGCCCACCCUGGAGUACAGUGGCACGAUCUCGGCUCACUGCAACCUGCGCCUCUGGGUUCAGGCGAUUCUCCUGCCUCAGCCUCCUGAGUAGCUGGGAUUACAGGCACCCAUCACCAUGCCCAGCUAAUUUUUGUAUUUUUAGUAGAGAUAGGGUUUCCCCAUGUUGGCCAGGCUGGUCUCAAUCUCCUGACCUCAAAUGAUCCGCCCACCUCGGCCUCCCAAAGUGCUGGGAUGACAGUCGUGAGCCACCACGCUCAGCCUGCCCAUUCUAAUAUUCGAAACUUGUUAGACAAUUUGCUACCCAUCUCAUGUGAUAUUUUAGGAAUCCAAUAUGCAUGGUUUAUAAGUUCUUAAAAAAUAAAAAUAUUCUUUUACCUGUCA